Molecule: messenger RNA, 5660 nt
Organism: Bombyx mori (domestic silkworm)
Lineage: Eukaryota; Metazoa; Arthropoda; Insecta; Lepidoptera; Bombycidae
Gene: c12.2
Product: von Willebrand factor A domain-containing protein 8
Exons: 21
Coding region: 621-4799 (1392 amino acids)
Cellular component (GO): cytoplasm
Molecular function (GO): ATP hydrolysis activity; ATP binding
Source: RefSeq, a predicted model, not a curated record
AUGUGUUUCAUUGAACUCCUCCUAAACCAACUAAACGGCUGGACCGAUUUGAAUGAAUUUUUUUGUAUGCAUCUGGGUGGCGUCCUGGAUGGCUUAGAUUCGCUAAUCAGCCUGGCAGCUGGCGCUGCAGUCGCUAUCUAGGUUAAUUAUCUAUAGUGCAACUAAACGGCUGGAUCGACUUAAAUAUUCUCACGGAUCGUUUGGAACCUCUGGGUCUGCGGAGGGACUUCGGUUCCCUCUGUAUUUUGUACCGUACGUUCCAUGGGGAGUGCUCUGAGGAAUUGCUUGAGAAGCUCCCUUCAUCUCCUUUUUAUCAUCGCACCUCCCGCCAUCGGAACAAGUUCAUACAUAUUAUCUGGAACCGCUGCGUUCAUCGACGGUGCGUUUUUUUAAUGCAGCUAGUCAGAAAAAAGGAUUGAAAAUGGCAACAAUUUUGACAAUCAGCUGAGUAAAUAGAAGUGUCAAAUUUUGAAGUCAAUUUUCAAAUAGACUUUGAACUUCAUUUUGUUAUCAUAUUUUAUUAUUUUAUUAAAGAAAUGUUAAAUAAAGAUUUAUAGCCACUGGUUCUUGAGUUUUUAAUGUUAUUUAUGAUUUUGUAAUAUUUUUAAGCGAAACAAGUCAUGUAUAUCCCUGAGGUAACGGUUAGAAGAAUUGAUGUCUUGAUGCGUAUUUUAAGUCAUCGUAAAGUGAUUUUAACUGCGAAUCCCGUCAGAGCGUAUUCUAGUGACGAUAAAGUGACUAUAGGAGAUGUGACCAAAGAGAUUUCGCGUCCGAAAAAGGUCGAAUACGUCCCCAGGAAGUAUCUAACUAUAGAAAAUACGGAAAUUAAAUCAUUAUCACAAAGUACCUUGAGAAAUUUAAGAUGGAUGAUGCAAAAAGAUUCUCUUGGACAAGAUAUGUUUCUCUUAGGAAGACCUGGACCGAGCAGGAGAAAAGUAGCAUUACAAUAUUUAGAGUUGACUCAAAGAGAAUUAGAAUAUGUGGCGCUAUCAAGGGAUACCACAGAGGCAGAUCUCAAACAGAGAAGGGAGAUACAUAGUUCCACUGCCCAAUAUUUUGAUCAGAGCGCAGUUAGAGCAGCGGUCGAAGGACGUGUACUCGUGUUGGAAGGCAUUGAGAAGGCCGAAAGGAAUGUCCUGCCAGUAUUGAAUAAUCUUCUGGAAAACAGAGAGAUGCAUUUAGAAGACGGCAGAUUUCUGGUACCUCCGACGAGAUACGAUAAACUUUUACAGGAGCAUGGCCCUGAAGAAGUUGCUAGAUGGCGCUUAGUACGCGUCGAUGAGAACUUCAGAGUGAUAGCCCUAGGACUCCCGGUGCCGCGGUACAGCGGGCAGCCCUUAGAUCCUCCCUUACGUUCUAGAUUCCAAGCCAGGGAUGUUGCCACUAUUGGAUACGGGGAGCAUUUAGCAGUGUUGAAAGAAGAUGCCCCUAAUGCUGACCAGACGAAACUGGAGCAGCUCAUGUCAGCCGCGUACGCUCUCGUCAGUCCUGAGUUGCUGCAGAUCAGCUUACCAGAUUUUCCUGUGGAUAGUCUUCAUGUGGCGGCACUCAUACUGGAAAGAAAUCCGAAAAUUCCUAUACAUAAACUCUUAUAUUUCCUUUACCCGUACAAUACAUUCCUGACGAGAGAUCACGUGAAAAACGUCGAAGGGGUUCUUCAGAACUUGCAGAUGGACACGAAGCCGAUCUGCAAGACGACACUGGAGGGUGUCGAGUUCAAAGGAUCUGAAGCUUUAGUGAAUAUGGAUAUGGACGGAGCUAAGGCGGAGUUUUGUGUGCCCCGGGGAAGACGGCAAACGGGACGGGAAAGGAAGGGGGUUGUUAAAACUGCAUAUCAAAGUCGGCUGCUGAAUGAGCUGUUGAUGACUCACAGCGUCGCUGACUUUUGCGUCAUAGGUCCCAAAGGUUGCGGGAAAAGUCUUCUGGUAUCCCAGUUAGCUUCAUUACUGGGCUACACGAUAGAACCGAUAGUUCUGUACCAGGACAUGACGGCCAGGGAUCUGAUUCAGCAGCGGACGACCCUGGACAGCGGCGACACGGUGUGGAGGAACUCGGCUUUAGUCGAAGCCGCCUUGAAAGGACAUCUAGCGGUGCUCGACGGGUUGCACAGGAUGCACGCCAGUACCUUGGCCGUGCUUCAUAGACUGGUCCACGACCGCGAGCUGCAACUGCACGACGGGACCAGGCUGCUGCGUCACGACAGGUACGACGAGCUGGUCGCCGCGGGGCACACGGAGGAGCAGCUCGAUAAAAACGGAGUCAAGAGGAUCCACCCAUCGUUUAGGAUUGUUGCGUUAGCGGAACCACCGACUGUCGGUCGCGGUCAACACUGGCUGUCUCCGGAAAUACUCAGCUUGUUCGUGUUCCACGAGAUGAGGAACCUCAGUAAGGACGAGGAGAUAUUCAUCAUCAAUACACUGUAUGGCGACAUAUCACCGCCGCUGCAGACGAUAAUCGAAUUAGCGGAUGAACUUCGCAAUUCCGACGAUAACACUUUAAAGAGUUUAUCUUCUUCGCUGUCCACUCGACAGCUGCUGAGGAUAGCCAGUAGGAUGUCUAAAUAUCCCACGGAUUCGGCCUACGAGACGGUCCAGCGAACGUUCUUAGCCAAAUUCCUGCCUAACUUAGCCAGGCGUGCUUUGGACAGCGUCAGCCAAAAGCUAGGCAUCGAGCCGCCGAGAAAACUGGGCAUUUUUGGUAGCAAUCCCAACGAGACAACCGUGGCGUGUACAGUCAAGAACAACGUUCUUACCAUCGGCAAAACCAGCACUGAGAUAUUCAAAACGGACGCUUUGACCAAAGUACCGGACAUACUGUUCUACGACGUACCUCAACAUAUGCGCUUGUUGGAGUGGCUGCUACAGGACUUCCUGCUCGGCAACCAUUUACUGCUAGUCGGCAAUCAGGGAGUAGGAAAGAACAAGAUCGCCGACAGACUCCUGCAGCUAAUGAAUCGGCCGCGCGAGUACAUCCAGCUACACAGAGACACGACCGUGCAGUCCUUGACCGUACAGCCGACUGUGAGAGAUGGUGUCGUUAUAUAUGAAGAUUCUCCAUUAGUGAAAGCAGUUAAAUUUGGUCACGUAUUAGUGGUGGACGAAGCUGACAAGGCUCCUACUCAUGUGACGUGUAUUCUGAAGACCCUGGUUGAGAACGGAGAGAUGGUCCUGAGUGAUGGUCGAAGAAUUGUCCCUAAGGAUAUGAUGGAGAGCUCAGGUGGCGAAUUGUCCAGCUUCAUUCCCGUACACGAUGACUUCAGGAUGAUCGUGUUGGCGAAUCGACCUGGUUUCCCGUUUCUGGGCAACGAUUUCUUCGCUUCUCUAGGUGAUCUGUUCUCGUGUCACGCCGUCGACAAUCCCUCGAUCGAUUCGGAGAUGGAGCUUCUCCGCUCGUACGGACCAGACGUGCCUCGGGAUGUCAUGAAGAAGCUGGUGCAGGCCUUCGCUGUGCUGAGGGAGAAGGCUGAUCAGGGACAGUUGACGUAUCCUUAUUCGACGAGGGAGCUGGUCAAUAUUGUCAAGCAUUUGCAGAAAUAUCCAGACGAAGAUCUGGCCACAGCGAUUGGCAACGUGUUCGACUUCGACAGGUACAGCAAGGACGUGUCGGACACGUUGCUGGAAGUGCUCCACUCUAGCGGGCUGCCGACAGAUGGCGUGCUCGAAGGUCGCUCGAAGGACCUCAAGAAGCUUCAGAUGACCAUAGAGAGGACCAGCGGCAAAGACGUGUCGUCGCCGAAGCACGGCAAAGAAGACCCGGACAACAAGCCGCACGUGGGCGGGAACACGUGGGCGGGCGGCACCGGGGGGCGCGACACCGCGGGGCUCGGGGGGAAGGGGGGACCCUACCGCCUGGACAAGGGACACGACGUGCACCAGUUGUCAGACGCCGAGAAGGCCGACGUGCCGGAGCACGUGCGGCGCGCCGCCCGCGAGAUGAACAGGAAGGCGUUCGAAGAGAGGCUGAAGGAGAUCAAGAUGAGCGAGUACGACGCCAAGCUGUACGAGCAGUUCCACAGGGCCGUGCAGCCCCAGAUAGGCGCGCUGCGUGGGGUCCUAGCAGAGCUACAAGCCAAGGCUAAAGAGAGGCAAUGGAGCCGACACCAGACCAGCGGUGAACUCGACGACGGGAAAAUAAUUGAAGGUUUGACCGGAGAGAAGACGAUAUAUCGACGCCGCACGGAGCAGCCGCCGCCAGAGGGCGCUCCGCCGGACAAACCGAAACGGCUCAGGCUAGUUCUAGACGUUUCCGGCAGUAUGUACAGGUUUAAUUCGUACGACGGUCGUCUGGAACGUUCCAUGGAAGCCGUGGUGCUCCUCACCGAGGCGCUGCGGGGCUACGAGUCCAGGAUCAAGUACGACAUGUACGCGCACUCCGGGGAGGAGCACGCCCUCGAGCUGGUCAGGGCGGACCGGCCGCCGGAAAACGAAAAGCAGAGAUUAGAGAUAAUAAGAACAAUGCACGCGCACGCGCAGUUCUGUUGGUCCGGGGACAACACUCUGCCGGCGGCCCGGCACGCCAUCUCCACGCUCGCCGAGGAAGACGCGGACGAGGCCAUCGUUCUGAUACUCUCCGACGCGAACCUGAGGAGGUACGGCAUUCCCCCGGAGCGUUUGGGUGCCAUUCUGACCGCGGAGCCCAAAGUUCAAGCGCACGUCAUAUUCAUCGGCAGCUUGGGAGAUGAAGCCAAUUCACUGCUGAGGAGGCUGCCGGUGGGUCACGCGCACGUUUGCAUGGACGUAGCGUCGUUGCCGCACAUCAUGCAGCAGAUAUUUGCGUCCUCGCUGCUGCAGACCUCAUGAUUGCACCGGAGCCAUACCGGGUGCUGGUCACCUGUGGUAUAAUGGAUGGAGAUAUUACCAACCAAUUAUUUACUUAUAACCAACAAACAAAUAAAUAAUAAAUAAUUGGAAACAUCCAGAAUUUUCCCACCUCGUUACAUACAUGAUGCUUUAAUCGAAAACUGCGGGUAGGGUGCUCGAAGCAGAAAAACUUGUCCAAGCAACCAACCAAACUAUUUACCAACCAAGUAUUUACUUAUUACCAACCAACCGAACUAUUACCAACUAAUAACCAACCAAAUUAUAAAACUAUUUAAUAUUCAUAAACACUGCAUAAAAGUCCUUUUCAAUUCAACAGAUUAAAAUCUCAAAAAAGCAUUGUGUCAUCCCAGAUUAGUCCGUAUUCUACCCCUAGUCCCUAAUCCCCCAAAUCUACGGUACCCAGAGAAAAGUCUUAAUGAUGGUAGGGUUUCCUGUGAUCUCCUACCCACACGGAUAUUAGUAUGAUGUAUACUGAUCCCUUAUUGUCUUCGUAAACAAUUUUGUAUGAUCUAAAAUUAAUAAAACAGUGCUGCAAAACCUAAAUCAUUUAAGAAAGAAAAUCUUAGAAUAUUAUUGAAGAUUUUUAUAGACCUGACAAUGGCUAUUAAGUCGAGUAACCAAUGGUCGUAAAAAAAAGUCAACUCUAUUGCUUUGCAUUAAAAGAUUUAAAAAACAAUAAUUGACCACAUUCUAAUCUAAAAUGUAACAUGUGAUAUUUAAUUAUUACUUUUAGGUUAUAAUAUAUUAUUAUAUUUUGUAGAUAUAUAAUGAAAUGUUGUAGUAAAUUAUUGUUAAAGUUUUUGAAAGUGAAGGUAUUUUAAUAAAAAAACAAUAAUUACA